AUGGGGAGGAACGUGUCAGCCCUCACACAGCCCAAUAUGCCGCAGAAGUGCAAGGAUCCUGGCACUUUUACUGUCCCUUGCACUAUUGAAAAUUUCACCUUCAGCAAUGCAUUACUUGAUCUUGGUGCUUCCAUAAACGUGCUGCCUACAUCAAUCUACAGGUCUUUGAGCCUCAGCCCUCUGAAGCAAAUUGAUGUAGUCAUUCAAUUGGCAAAUAGAAGCACUGCAUUCCCUACUGGAGUAGUAGAAGACAUGAUAAUGAAAGUGGAUAAGCUGAUAUUCUCUGCAGAUUUCUAUAUUCUGAACAUGGCAGAAAAGUCUAGCAUGCCUACACUGAUCCUUGGUAGACCUUUCCUAAAAACAGUAAGGACAAAGAUUGACGUGUACUCAAGAAUUCUAUCUAUGGAGUUUGGAGAUGAUGUUAUGCAGUUUAAAAUAUUUGAGGCCAUGAAGCAUCCAUUAGAGCUGCAUAGAGAUUUGUGUAAAGUUUGUACUAAAAUAGAUGCAUAUUUAGCAGCUGAUGAUGUUUCAUGUGAUGCAGUAGCAGGUCUGGGACGCUCUAGCUUGAUUACAGCAAGUACACAUACCCUGGAACCUGUCCAGAUACAUGCUGCAGAAUUAGACUUCUCCAUCAGGACACUUCUAUCUAUUAUUCAGCCACCUAUACUUGAACUAAAGCCUCUGCCCAAGAACUUAAAGUAUGCAUUUUUAGAGAUUGAUAACAAGCUACCAGUAAUCAUUUCAGUAGAUUUGGAUGCUGCACAAGAAUAG
This is a messenger RNA of Abrus precatorius (Indian licorice), 771 nucleotides long. RefSeq lists its product as uncharacterized. Bases 1 to 771 code for a protein of 256 amino acids. The transcript has 2 exons. The record is from RefSeq and is a predicted model, not a curated record. NCBI's taxonomy places the organism in Eukaryota, Viridiplantae, Streptophyta, Magnoliopsida, Fabales, Fabaceae.